AUGACUGAAAGUUCUCUUGACCUUCAGGAGUUGGAAAAGUUAAGGUCUACAAAUUUGCCUCUACAAAAAAAAUGUCAAAAUAUAGUUUCCCCCGAAGUAUCUCACAAAUGGCGAUUAAUCUUAGAACCGGCUCUUGUUGGUGCCAUGAUGGCCAUCAAUCUAGGCCAGACUUCGCUCCAGAAUUUCUAUUUAAGAACUGCUUGUCACGUAGACUUGAAUUUUUCACUUGAUAUCUGCGAAAAAGGAGUUGGAGAAGAAUUCAGAAUUGCUGAGGGAAAAAGUCAAGAAGUAGUAUCAAGUAUCAAUGUAAGCCGCAGUUUUGUCGGCUUGAUUCUCUCUACAAUUAUUUUAUUAUUCGUUGGGCCUUGGAGUGAUUAUAGUGGACGUAGGAAGCCGUUACUCAUCCUACCCUUACUGGGAAUGUGUGUUAUGACUAUAGGUGUAUUAUUAAUGCUCACAUUUCCUGGUGCUAAUACAAUUCAAGUGCUCUACGCGGUCCAAAUACCCAUAUCCUUAGGAGGCAAUUUCGGAUUACUGCUAGCAGCAUCCUUCAGUUAUAUAGGUGAUUUAUGUCAUGCGUCCGGCCGCGACGUUACUCGCACAAUGGGCACACAUCGCGCCGCUAUUCAAAUAGCUCAUGUGGUUGGCUCGGUUAGCGGACCCCAGCUCUAUCACCACCUUGGAUUCUAUGGUGUGUUUCCACUUGUUUUAUUUUUACAGGCCUCUUCGCUCAUAUAUGUCAUAAUAAUGGUUAAAGAUGUUAACGUGAACAGAGAUAAUAAAGUAUCGGUACUAAAUUGGCGGCUACCAUUAAACGCAGUGCAAUGUUUGGUGAGAAAACGAGAAGGAUAUAAAAGAAUCACCAUAUUCCUCAUGCUGUUUGUUGGACUUGGAGAUAGAGUGUUAUUAUCCGCGGAGGUGCUACUAGCGUAUAUGUACUACAGAUUUAAAUUCCAAUGGGAUGAUGUCAUAUUUGGAUUUUUCCUUGCUUACAGGAACACCAUUAGCUUCAUUGGUACAAUUAUAAUUCUCAACAUACUUAAACGGCGAAUGCGAUUGUGUGAUGAAGUAGUGGGUGUCCUCAGCUGCCUCUCGUACAUGUUUGCAACAUCGUCUCUCAUCGCCGCUAGUACAACAUUAUUCGUAUUCAUUAUUCCUAUCAUCGGCAUCAUAUCCCAGGGUUCGCAAGUUGUGCAGAGGCCGUUGUUGAACAAACAAAUUCUGCCCACAGAACAAGGUAAAAUAUAUGGUAUACUGGGUGCUUUAGAAUGCGCUACGCAGGCUUUUUCAUCACCGCUCUAUUCACUUUUGUAUGCGAAAACUGUGUCGAUAGUUCCCGACGCUUGGCUCGUACCGGGCAUAGUUUUAGCCUUAUUGCAACUCUUUUCAUACUUACUAACUAGAAGACUGCAAAAUAUACAGCCAGAUAAUAUUUCGCAGCAAGAGAAGAAUAUGGAUCUACAGGCUACUAACUACAAGCAAACUGAAGAUACCAAAGAAUUAGAUCUCAUUGAUAAAGACGUUAAAAGCGUGGACACAAAAUGCGCUUCA
Molecule: messenger RNA, 1551 nt
Organism: Brenthis ino (lesser marbled fritillary)
Lineage: Eukaryota; Metazoa; Arthropoda; Insecta; Lepidoptera; Nymphalidae
Source: the annotation of a GenBank genome assembly